UGGCGGUGACGCCCCAUAAAUAGCGGGGCGAGGCCGGCGCUCCCCACUCAGCGGCGGCGGCGCCCGUGCCCGCGACCCUGCCCCUGCUCCAGUCGGCGGCGGCUCCGGUUCCUCCUCCCAGGCUGUGUAAGAUUCAAGACCUGAAAAAAUGGCAUUGGCAGCAACUGAUCCACAGCAGAACAUUGUAUCGAGAGUUACCAACCUUCCUUUGGUGAGCUCCACCUAUGAUAUGGUAUCCACAGCUUACAUCACCACAAAGGAUAACCAUCCUUAUCUGAAGUCAGUAUGUGAGAUAGCAGAGAAAGGAGUGAAGACAAUUACAUCGGUAGCCAUGACAAGUGCUAUGCCCAUCAUUCAGAAGUUGGAACCACAAAUUGUAGUUGCCAACAACUAUGCUUGUAUAGGUCUAGACAAAAUUGAAGAGAGACUGCCUAUACUGAAUCAACCCACUGACAAGGUUGUUGCCAAUGCCAAGGAUGCAGUUGUUGGAGCCAGAGAAGCUGUUACAACCACUGUGACUGGUGCCAAGGAAACUGUUGCUCACACGAUCACUGGAGUUGUGGGCAAGACUAAAGAAGCAGUGCAAGACAGCGUAGAAAUGACCAAGUCAGUUGUCAAUGGCAGCAUUAACACUGUCCUGGGAAGUCGUGUGGUACAGAUGAUGAGCAGUGGAGUGGACAGUGCUCUCACGAAAUCCGAGACCCUUGUAGACCAGUAUCUCCCACUUACAGAAGCAGAAUUAGAGAGGGAAGCUGCAAACGUUGAAGGUUUUGAAGUUGGAGUCCAAAAGCCAAGCUACUAUGUUAGACUAGGAUCCCUGUCUUCGAAGGUCCGCACACGUGCCUACCAACAAGCCUUAAACAAAGUUAGAGAUGCUAAACAGAAAAGCCAGGAGACAAUCUCUCAGCUCCACUGCACUGUUAGUCUGAUCGAGUAUGCCAGAAAGAAUGUGAAUAGUGCCAAUAAGAAGCUUCUUGGUGCUCAGGAAAAGCUUUAUCAAUCCUGGGUAGAAUGGAAGAAAAAUACAGGCCAAAAUGAUGGUGAUGAUCUGCGUAGUGCUGAGCACAUUGAGUCAAGAACUCUAGCUAUUGCACGGAGCCUCACUCAGCAGCUUCAGACCACCUGCCUCACACUGGUCUCAAGCCUACAGGGGCUGCCACAGAAUGUGCAGGAUCAGGUUUACAGUGUUGGGUCAGUGGCCGGUGAUGUCUACCAGAGCUUUCGGUCAGCAUCCUCCUUCCAAGAAUUAUCAGACAGCUUUAUUGCAGCUAGCAAAGGACAGCUGAAGAAAAUGAAGGAGUCUCUGGAUGAUGUGAUGGAUUAUCUUGUUAACAACACACCGCUCAACUGGCUGGUAGGUCCCUUUUACCUACAACUGCCUGGCAUUCAGCAUGCUGAAAGCAAAGGUGAAGGGGAGGAAAGUCCCAGCCAGAAAGACAAACAGCCUGAACACACUACUGAAUAAACUGCAUAGCAUGCAUGUACUCUGCUGACUGACCAAACAAGUGGCCUUACUACGUGCCGCUUUCAAAAAUACCCAUUUUCACAAUUUUUUGGUGAAAAAUCCAUAAAUACAGGAAUAGGGGAAUCUACAGGCCUGGACACUGUUACACAUGGGCUGUAUUGUCCUGCGUAGUUAAGCCACUCUUAAAAAUUCCAAUUAGACUCAAGUGCCUGAGUAUUGGCAGCUUACAGUUAUCAAGAUGCCCUGUUUGUCUGUCAAGCACCUCACAAUGCUUCAGUGGUAUUAAUACCACUAGUCUAAAUGAAACCCACCUUUGAUUUGUUGCUUAAUCUUUACCAGAAUGAUAUAAAGGCCUUACAUACUAUGAAAUGCAUUAAAAAGCUGUACAGUCUAGCUAUGUACACUUAAAUGCUAUGUUUGCUGCAGAUCACACAUUUGAUAAUUACGAAUCUGACUAUCAGAUUCUAUUGCUACACAAUUCAUGACAAAAGUUCUGUGAAUGCAGAAUGCCAAAGCUGAAAGUGGGGUUUCUGAAUGAGUCAGCAGGAGUUAAAUGCUGUGACAGUGUUAACAUUAACUGUAUGAACUUAACUAUUGUAUAACACAGUAACUUGACCACAGAAUCAUAGAGUAUCUCAAGCUGGAACGGACCCAUAAGCAUCAUCAAGUUCGACUCCUGCUGCUUGCAGGAGUACCUAAAAACUCAACCAUAUGACUAAGAGCAUCAUCUAGAUGCUCCACGAACACUGUUCCAGUGACUGACCAAAUAAUUAUCAACAGAUUUUUUCAUAUGCAGUAUAAAGGCAAGAUUCAUGCUGUUUGUACCCAGGUGCCUGCUGUUGUGUGUGUGUGUUUUUGUAGCCAUCAUUUUGUAACUCAUUUUUGUAUGUUAGUAAUAAAUGCUUUAGUAGCCAAAGCCUGUCUCCUUUGUUUUAAAACAAUCUAACUUGCUCUUCUGUGACUCCCUCAGACUGGGUCCAGCAGAAAGCAAGCUUGACAUGCAAAUGAAGUAGAUGUGCACUGAAAAUGUUUGUGUAUGUAUUGAUAGAUAGAUAAGAUACUGCUGCAGCAUUUCCUUCCUUUUGAAUUUCUGUGUAUCCAUCCACUGAGUCUUAGCUUUACUGCUGCUUUUGUUGAUCCUUGCUGUUGUCACCUUUAAAGAUGACCUAAGCUGUGAGCUGCUGGAUGCUCUAAUAUUGAAAAGAGAUGGAUAUGGACAAAAGAACCCUCUCCUCCUUUCACAGUAGGUGUUGUGUGUCCAUGACAUGGCCAUCUACCUGCUUUGUCUUCUGACUCCCUAUAAACAGUAUUUACUUCUCAGCUGCAUCACCAGUUUUAACUUAACUUUAUUUAUCCUCUUGAACUUGAGUGACAAAUGUACAUUAACACUCAACUACUUGGGUGGAGUUGUUCUCAGUAAAUCCUGUGAACCCCUCCACUGGAAAAGAAUUAGUCACUAAGAAAAAAGCUUUCUUGGUUUAGAGCUGUCCAGGUAAGUUGUAUCUUUUUUUCUGAUGCAUGCCCUAUACAACUUUGGGUUGCAAUCAUCUAGUGUAGCAAUGCCAGCCACCAUUUUCAAAGAGGUCACCAAAUGCAGUUCAAAGAAAGCUUAUCAAAUAGUGACACAUUGCUACAUGGAACAAUACCUCCACCUGGCAUGAUGUAGGCACUAAAGCAAAUUACAUGUCCAGCCUUCUAAUGUGAGAGGGAUAGCUGUUAGGUCAGGGUUGGCCUAGAAGUGUGAGGAAGACUGUUUUAAGCACAGUAUUAAAUAAAACUAUAACAAAACAGGAUUACAGAUAAAGAUUCUGUAACUCCCAGCUUUAAAUACUCACUUUCUAUAAGGGAUGUGUUUAAUAUGAAAUUAACAUGAGGUGGUGAGACUCCUUUUCAGCCAGAGCCUGAGUUAAGACUUAGGGAGACAGAGUGCUUCCAGGAAUUAAUUUCUUUUUGCAUUUAGUUUAACUAUUGCAAGGUCCAGCAAGAAUAUCCUUUUUAUCUCCAUUCAUAAUAAUGCUUGUAGAGUGCAUCCACUGUUGCAGAUGUGCUCAGGAACCAAAUGGAGCUAAUUAGGUGUGGGGGCACUGGGCUGUUCAAAGAAGGGAAUUCCCAUUUUUCUAGGUGUGUUUUAAAGUCUAACUGCUCUGGGACUGCAUCCUGAGGUGAUCAAUCAAAUAAGAUAUUUGAACUUUACAAUGUCUUUUAAGGACUGAGAAAUAAGCAGCAUCAUCUGGUAUCAGUGCAGGAGCAGUACAUUGUGUCUGUUCUGUCUUGUGUUACUGGUUUUACCCUUGCAUGGCUGUCCAGCUUUACUAAACCUCAGCAAGCAGCUGAAGUAGAAAGCAAGGAAAACUUGUUACCAGCCUUGACCUUCAAAGCCCUUCUCCCUUACCAUGCAGUGUUGGGUGGCUUCUGUUGAAAAGUUACUUGGACUUCGGGCAGUUGACCUAUAUCUGGUGACUGCAAGCAGAACAAGGCCUGGUUAAAUGCCUUCCUAAUGCUUGGGCUCCUGUGUCAUGCUGUUGUGAUAGAUACUUGUUUUGUUGGAUGCUGCCCAUCCUCCAAGUUUUUAAGUUUCUAUCCACACACACACAACCCCCCAAUUCCCCCUCCCCCACCCCCCCAUCAAUCAGGAUUAGGAACCCUUUGGCAGUGGAGGAGAGGGCUGAAUAACAGCAAAUUGUUAUGUUUCUGAUUUAUUAUAUAGAAUAUAAUUCUCUGAUUAGUAUUAUUAGACUCUGCUAAUAAGGAGAGCACUGAAUGUUUAAACUGAUUUGCAACUGUACUUGCAUGGUAAUUUAGCAUCUUAUUGCAGGUAAUUUAACAUAGCAUAUUCCCACACUCCAGUCUUAACUGCAGCUGUACAGACAGAACUUGGUAUUUUUUUCUACUGCAGCUAGAGAGAGUGACUAUUAAUAUGUCCACUGGAGGCAAGAAUGAUGCCUUCCAAAGCCUUGGUUUUUUGCCACUUGUUUUUGACUGAAGCUGAGGUGCUUCCUCACAAAAAAAGAAGGGAAACCUGAGAUACUGCCAUCUUACCUGUUAAUUACAUUUAUUAAAGAGCUCAGCUGCACUGCACGGAAGCUUGUUUCCUCUUAGUCCAAAAUCAUGUUUGAGGGAUAUAGCUUGGGCUAGAAAGCUGUGAGGUUUCUCUGGAACCUUUUAAAAAAGGCAAGAGCAGAUGUGUUGAAAAUUAUAGGAAGUAGAUUCAACUAUUUUCAGCAAGGCAGGUAAACUAGAUGAAAUGGGAGAAUGUCAAAGGCUGCAUAGUAACACAAAACCUGUUAUGGUAAAGGUUAGAAUACUAACAUAAUCAUCACUUGUAAGGUUAUUUAGGGUUUAUUUAGAAUUCAGAAAAUUACUUUUUCUCUUUUAGAGAUCAUGCAAAAAUUUUUCAUUCUAAUUGACACAUUCUCUUCCCAGGUGUAUUUAACAGAGAACUAUUAUUGUAUCAUUGCUGAUAAUCGUUUUUUACGAAAGCUUUCAAUAUAAGCAUUUGUAAAUAGCUCCAUAUGGUAUGCAAGUUUUGCAAACAUAUUUAUAGCAUUGGUCAAAGCCAAAUUACAAGAUUUGUAUAAGGACUGGAGUUGUAGCUAGUUUGCCUCAAUCUAAAGAAAGGUGUAAAGCUUUUGAAAUUCAAAAUUAUAUUCAAUAUUCAAGAUUAAUAUUUUUGCAAUAAUCUUUUCCAGAAUUCAACUUAGGGUAAUAUUUUAUAGCUAGUUAAAUAGGUGAAAGGAUUUGGGAACAACUGAUGAGUUAUUUCUCUUUAUUUAAAAAAAGCAGUAAAUACCACCAGAAAACUUUUUUUAAACCAUCUAAUUAAAAAGAGGAAACAGAACCAAACUUAUUUUUAAGCAUGAUUGGUUAGUAAUUUGUGUGAUCAGGGAGUCCUACAUGCAGCAUCUUGCUGGAGGUAUUGUGCACAGUGUUUUGUUAAAUUAAUUUCAUUUAUUGCCAAUUCAUGGCAAUUGUAUUUCUUUUAGAUAAUACAGUCCCUGAUGACUAGAAAUAAGCGCUUGUUCUGAAAGUUCAGAAAACGAGAACGUUGUGUCAAAAUUCUAGGGGCUGAGUUCUAAAAACUUAGCAAGAAAAAAAUGGAUUAAAGUUGUUGGUAUUGACAUUAACAUUUGUAUAUGAAGCCAGCAAAGUGCCAAAGUAUUUAUUUUCACCAUUCUAUGUACGGAUGUUGCAAGUGUUAUAUCUUUGUAACUGAUUUACUGAAUCAUACAGAGAAAUUGUAUGAAGAAGAGUUAUAUCUGGCCCUACUCUUUUAUUGCAAGAACUGAUAGGAAAUUGAAACAAAGCAAUGCAUCAACUGUGAAAAGUGAUGUGGAAGCAAAGGUCCUGUACGUAAGCAGUCCCAUAAUACCAAGGGCUUUGCAUUGUUUUAGUUAGACUGAUGCAAAUGUCAGAAUAUGUGAUUCUAAUACAAUUUACCACGGUGAUUCAUUCUGACAUCCAGUCUGUUUUACUCAUGCUGAGAUACACUCCAAUUUGAAGUUUUUCAUGGCUAGCAAAAUCUUACGUUAAAGGAGUUAGAUUCUUCUACUGCAUGCAUUAGGGAGAUGAAGAAAA
Molecule: messenger RNA, 6040 nt
Organism: Corvus hawaiiensis (hawaiian crow)
Lineage: Eukaryota; Metazoa; Chordata; Aves; Passeriformes; Corvidae
Gene: PLIN2
Product: perilipin 2
Exons: 8
Coding region: 149-1465 (438 amino acids)
Biological process (GO): lipid storage; positive regulation of triglyceride storage
Cellular component (GO): cytosol; lipid droplet
Source: RefSeq, a predicted model, not a curated record